Messenger RNA from Paraglomus occultum, 489 nucleotides. The record is from the annotation of a GenBank genome assembly. NCBI's taxonomy places the organism in Eukaryota, Fungi, Glomeromycota, Glomeromycetes, Paraglomerales, Paraglomeraceae.
CCUUUCGUGGAAGAGGUCCAGCUAGUGAUGGAUUGCUUGAUUUCUUUUAUAACCGAGAGAAAUCCCAUUGCCCUCGCCAGUGAACUUGAAUGUGGCAGAGCAUGGCGAGCAGCCGAGCUGAGACGAAAGAGUUUUGAAGAUCUGCAUAAACUUUGGUAUGUGCUAUUAAAAGAACGAAAUAUGCUCGCUACCAUGAGAGAAGAAGCGAGGCGAAUAAACAUGCCGACGCGUAAUCCCGAGUGGUACACAUCAUUUCAAGAGCGAGUUUAUAAGUGUCAGAAAGGUAUGGCACGUAUAAAAGGCGUUCUUAAUGAACGCCGAGUAUGCUAUAUCCAGGCUAAAAGACGUGACCCAGAAUACUUCGAGUAUAAACGUAUGACCUCUCAACGUGCCUCUGGGUCUGUAGAAUCAUAUAUUCCCGAGCCGCCGCCGAUAGAGCCAAUUAGGAUGCCAAAGAAAUUGACUAGGAAAAAGCGCAGAGAGGGUUUG